ACAGCGCCAGGCGGCUCCCUCUCUCCUCCGUUUUAUGGAAAGAGAAAUCCAGGAAAGGUUAUUCUGACAGCAGGCACAGAAACAAAAUUUCCUGCCUCUUUCCGAUAAAUACCACGCUGGUCAGAAGCCCGGUAAAUCCUUUCUCUUGUUGAAAAACACCGUGUCCGGAUUUUUUUUCUGCUGGGUACUGACAGAGGAAGACCUCUGAAAGUUGUUGUCUACAGUACAAUCAAGAAUACAGCGUGAAAGCCAGUGCAAGCCCAUCUCAGCCAUGCUACACCAUCACCAUAGCAACUGCUUGGAAUGCAUGAGGGCUUGGAUUCUUCUGCUGCAGAGUAUUCUCAGGUGCCUAGAAACCCUGUAAGCAAUCUGCUAAACCAAAGUGGAAGAUGCCUCAUGAAGUAAGCCCGAAACUGAAAUAGAACUAUCAAGUCUCAGCUGGUGAAGCACAAAAAUCUGCAGUUCCUGUUUUCCUCCAGGAUAAAAAAACCCCAAAUACUCCCAGACGGAGAAGCUACAGAGAGAAAUAACUAUGUGAAUACACCAGACUUUUUGCUGGUUUGCUGUGAACAUCCUGGAAGAUUCGACUGAAAAUACCUGGUUAAAGUAUGUAAUGGACUACAAGGUUUGCCUGCACUGAAUCACUGAAGCCUGCCCAGUAAUUUCAUGAUGGUCCCAGUACUGCUUGCUUGGGGGAUUUAUACCAUGACUUCACCAACAGCACCAAGUAACACUACAGAACCUGCGACAGGGAUGGGAAAGGACUAUAUCCUGCCAUCAGUCUUGGUGAUAUUCCUUCUGCUCAUGAUCAUCGUUCUUUUGGCAGUUUACUUUCUCAGGUUUAGAAACCAAGGGAAGGCGGUUGUGACUACUGUCGACAAAAAAAUACCAAAUGGCAUUUUGGAAGAACAAGACCACAUUAAAGUGCAUGGAGGCUGUGCUGGACUGUUGAGCACAUCUUCCUCACAAGAACAACAGACAGUGGUCCUCCUCCCAAGAUCCCCCUCUGUCUCUAAGAAGUACUUGCCCAUUCCUGUGGACAGCCUGGAGGAGGAGUACAGAAUACGAUCAGCAGAUGAUGGCAAAUUCUUUCGGGAGGAAUUCAAUUCAUUGCCCAGUGGCAACAGUCAAGGCUCAUGUGAGGAGGCAAACAAGGAAGAUAACAAAGAGAAAAACAGAUAUCCUAACAUCCUUCCCUAUGACCACUCCAGGGUGGUUUUGUCACAAGUUGAUGGAAAUUCCUGUUCAGACUACAUAAAUGCCAGUUACAUUGAUGGCUACAAAGAAAAGAACAAAUUUAUAGCAGCACAAGGCCCAAAGCAAGAAACAGUAGCUGACUUCUGGAGGAUGAUAUGGGAGCAGAAAUCGGCAACUAUUGUGAUGUUGACUAACUUAAAAGAAAGAAAAGAAGACAAGUGUUAUCAGUACUGGCCCGAUCAAGGUUGCUGGACUUACGGGAAUAUCCGAGUUUCUGUGGAAGACUUCACUGUUCUCGUGGACUAUACAAUACGAAAGUUUUGUGUGCAAUAUCAGUCAAGCGAUGGCUCCAAGGCCCCCAGACUGGUCACCCAACUGCAUUUCACCAGCUGGCCAGAUUUCGGCGUGCCCUUCACCCCCAUUGGCAUGCUGAAGUUCCUUAAGAAAGUCAAGACCGUCAACCCUUCUUUUGUGGGUCCUAUCGUUGUGCAUUGCAGUGCUGGUGUAGGCAGGACUGGCACCUUCAUCGUUAUUGAUGCCAUGAUUGACAUGAUGCAUGCAGAGCAGAGAGUUGACGUCUUUGGGUUUGUGUCCAGAAUACGAGAGCAGCGUUCCCAGCUUGUUCAGACUGAUAUGCAGUAUUCGUUUAUUUAUCAAGCUCUGCUGGAAUACUAUCUAUAUGGAGACACCGAGCUUGAUGUUUCUUCUUUGGAGGGACACUUGCAGAAACUACAUAACACAACAGCCCCAUCUGACAGAAUUGGACUCGAAGAAGAAUUCAAAAAACUUACUAAUGUCCGAAUUAUGAAAGAGAACAUGAGAACAGGGAACUUGCCAGCCAACAUGAAGAAAAACCGUGUGCUUCAGAUAAUUCCAUAUGACUUUAACAGAGUAAUUCUGUCCAUGAAAAGGGGGCAGGAAUUUACAGAUUAUAUAAAUGCGUCCUUUAUAGAUGGAUAUCGGCAAAAAGAUUACUUCAUUGCGACCCAGGGGCCUAUAGCGCACACAGUGGAUGAUUUCUGGAGGAUGGUGUGGGAGUGGAAGUCUCACUCCAUUGUGAUGCUGACAGAGCUCCAGGAGAGGGAGCAGGACAAGUGCUUCCAGUAUUGGCCACCAGAGGGCUCUGUCACAUAUAGCGACUAUACGGUGGAAAUAAAGGGUGAAACGCUUGUUGACACUUUCAGCGUGCGAGACUUUGUGCUUACGUACAAACCGGACAACCAGACGCGGCUUGUCCGACAUUUUCACUUCCACGGCUGGCCAGAGAUUGGCAUACCGGCUGAAGGCAAAGGAAUGAUUGACAUAAUUGCAGCGGUGCAGAAACAGCAGCAGCAAUCUGGCAACCACCCCAUUAUAGUUCACUGCAGUGCUGGUGCUGGGAGGACAGGCACUUUCAUAGCACUAAGCAACAUCUUGGAGCGAGUCAAGGCUGAAGGCCUUCUAGACGUAUUCCAGACUGUGAAAAGUUUACGAAUGCAGAGACCCCAUAUGGUGCAAACAAUGGAACAAUAUGACUUCUGCUAUAGGGUGGUACAAGACUUUGUCGACAUUUUCUCUGAUUACGCCAACUUUAAAUGAAGUCUGCCUUAAUCAUGUUUUUUUUGUUUUAACUGCCAGUUAGAGAGGAUGUAUUUGUUUUAUUAACUGGAUUAAAUUAUCAAAUAUUUUGCUAUGCACUUGUCCUUAAUGUAACUAAAAAAACUGCAUAAUAGUUGUAUCAUAUUGUCACAUAUGUACCUGUGCUUGUUUUCUCAGAAGAUAUCAAUUGUAAAUGCCAAAAACAUUUUCUGAUGUAAAUUAUACAUUAUGUAAAUUAAUUUUGUGAUGAAAUUUGACAGUAUUAUAUAUAUUUGUGUUAGUAGUAAUUUCAUUGUUUUAUACAUAAUUAGAAUGUAGUUUUACCUGUGUUUUCACAUUUUCAAAACUGAGAUUAGUUAUUUUUUGUAAUAAAAUUACUACACAUGCAAUAUUUAUAAUGCCAUUUUUCAUUUGAACUUAUGUAUCUUCUGUUCUCACUGCAUUCUGAACAGAUCUUAAAGUGUAUAUACAAAUUAAGUUUAUUUGCUAGGUGAGAUGUUACAUUCUAUGAAAACUACUUUAAAUGGCACAAAUACGUCUGUCUCUGUCAUUUUAUGAGCCUGAGAUCACCUGAGAAGAAACUGAAAGAUUUCAGAAUGAUUGUGAGUUUUUUAACUGUUUUUCCUGAACAUGAACAUAAAUCCCAGAAAAAAGUGCCAAUUGCAGCUUCACAGUUCGUUACAACUUAGAACAGUAAUUAAAGCAUUUCAUAGUGGCUGUCCAAUGAAUUAUUUUUAAAAGUACUCAGGAUGUUAAACUGAGAGAAAAGAAAAUAUUUUUAGUUUAAUCAUUUCAAUAGCUGACCUAAUCUGCAUUGUAUUAAAAUAUAUAUUUUAGUCUUGAAUUGCUGUUUUAUUAAGAGAAGACAUUUUUAAUAAGUGAACACCCUGCCUCGUGCCAAAGUUUUGUGAAGCUAGACAUCAAAUUUUUGAUGUGUGAUUAAUUAUGAAGAAAUAAACGCAGACACAUUUAUUGGUUUUACAAUCAAUUUGCAAAACUGUUUGUUUUUUGUUACAGUUAAGGCUAGAUUUUCAACUGUAUUAUGCAAUGAGUAUAAUUGAAUAAUACUGUAUUAUGCAGUACCCUUCUGUAUUGGCACACUUGUCACCAGAUGUUGAACUGAGUGACUCCACGUGUUUAAGCACACUAAUUGACACACACUGCCAUGUGUUGAUGGAUCUGUUCUUCCUAGUGAAACAGGCUAUGUAUGAUAUUACUGCAAAGAUAUGUUUGUAAAUAUUUUUUUUACAUAAAGACGGAUGCAACAUCUCAGUUCCAUGGUUUCAAACUGAAGAUAUAUAUUUUUAACUGUUGUUCAUGAUUGUACUUAUUUUAAAAUUUGUAUGUUUGCAUGGGCCAGUGCCAUAUAUUGAUUAGACAAAUGUCUGAUCGGUUCAUAAUGGUCACCAAGUGACUUCAACUACAAUGAAUGGUCUUUGUAAUGGAAUGCAAGUUUUUGCCUUCAAACACCAAAAAUGGAAUGCUAAAGUUAGACUAUUUUUAUGAGGGCUUAGAAAUGCACAAGUGAAAUGUGUCGGUGAAAACAUAGGUGAAGCCCUGCUUUUAAGGCUCACACUUAAAUGUUUAAGAUUUUUUUAAAGAUUUAUUUGAGAAAAUUAAAAUAAUGUUUCUUUUUGUAGCUGUUCCUGGCAAACUAGUUGGAAAUUAUUUUAAUGAAAUCCCUGUCCAUAUUUCAUUGUUCAGAACUGACUUUGAAAAAGUAUAAUUUUAGAUUGUGUGGCUUAACUGAUGAUCUUGGUUAUAUCUAAUUAUUUGCAUUGUGUGCAGAGGCUGUGGUCGAUGGUGGCUAUUAUUUGCUACAUUCCAAAAGUAGCUUGCUCCUGUUGUUUUUCGCUUGUCAUUGCUUGUCUUUAUGAAGUUUACGAUGUCUUUGUAAAUGCAAAUUGCAAUAUAAAAUACAUUCAGAAAAAAUGUG
Lepisosteus oculatus (spotted gar) is the source of this 4711-nucleotide messenger RNA. It is a transcript of the gene ptprea, whose product is annotated as protein tyrosine phosphatase receptor type Ea. Lineage: Eukaryota; Metazoa; Chordata; Actinopteri; Semionotiformes; Lepisosteidae. The record is from RefSeq and is a predicted model, not a curated record. Gene Ontology annotation, molecular function: protein tyrosine phosphatase activity. Gene Ontology annotation, biological process: protein dephosphorylation.